ACAUAGUAAAAAGCGCUGUUAGCGAAAUUCCUGUGGGAGUAAAAUGUAAAUUAUGAUGUAAGCGUUGUUGCUAAUCACAGGAAAUUUUUGUUUUAUUCUAUCUAUUUCGAGAUAUGUUUCUUCAUCAUUUUUUUACUUAACCCUUCAGAAAUGCAAUCAGUAAAUAUCCGCAUAAAUGUCGCGUUCUAUUACAUUCGAAUGGGAAAUUCUGAAAUUCUAGUUUUUUCAUUUACAAAUCGAGGAAAAUACGUACUAUAUGUGUAUGGACAUUAAAAAAAUACAUUCUAUUGAGUUCAGUAAAUAGCGGAAUAAAUAUUGCAUAGAAAAGAGCAUUUGACACAAGUAGAGGCUUCACUAACUCUGAAGGGUUGAAACCAUUAGACUUCAUCCUAAUGAAAAUCUUCUUUUUUUUUACCUUGGUAACAAACUAUUUUAAAAGGUUUUUAAGAAAACAUUAUGAUUUAAUCUCUUCAACUACUUCCUAAAUUUUAUUUUGGAUAUAUAUUGCAAAAUCCUGCGAACACUUACAUAUUCGUAAUAUUCGUCUUUAUACUUCAACACUAUUUUCAGAUCGUGUUUCAUAAAAAGUAAAAUUAGUUUUUUCUUUACUUGUUGAAUCCAUUUUAUUGAUAUUCAUUUGAAGAGUUUAUUUGAAUAUUUCAUGUCGUAUCUAUAUAUGCAGUAUGUUGACAUAAUGACGUACUAUCUUCUUCUCGUCUUUACAAUAUCUUUUUUUUUCAAGCUACUAUUUUGAAUGCAUUUUUGACUCUUCAAACGUGAUAAGAAACUUUUAAUGAAUCAACAUAGAAUAAUAGUAAGAAUUGAGGAAUCUUUUAUGUUUACUGUACACACUCCGAUUGAUAUUUCUCAAGAUUAUAAAAUCGAUUUUUUUUUCUUUCAUUCAUCACAUAACUGAUUAUAAGAGUAAUCAGUAAACUUAAUAUUGAGAUGUAAAAAACAAUGUUAACUUCUUCUUUUUUUAGACACAAAUUCAACAAUUGAUUCUGUACAGAAACAAUUAUCUAAGUAUCAAUUUAAUGAGACAAUACUUUCUCAAAAUCUUGAACAAUUAAAUCAAAAAUUACUUGAUGUUUAUCGAGAACGUGAAGAAUUUCAUGAACAUAAUGCACAAUUAAUAUUAUCUAAACAACAAAUUGAACAACAAUUACAGGAACGACAACAACAAAUCGAUGAACUUCAAUUAUCAAAUUAUAAUUCAGAAAAAUUCUAUGAUCUUCAACAAGAUAAUGAAUCACUUCGUUUAGAAAAUCAACAAUUACAAUUUAAAUUAAAUGAUAUGGAACAACGUUUAAAUCAAUUAUCAGUCAAUUCAACUAUUCAACGUGUUGAUUCACCAAGAGAGGUUUGUAAUCUUUAUUAA
Messenger RNA from Rotaria sp. Silwood2, 1381 nucleotides. Lineage: Eukaryota; Metazoa; Rotifera; Eurotatoria; Philodinida; Philodinidae. The record is from the annotation of a GenBank genome assembly.